Molecule: messenger RNA, 2881 nt
Organism: Paramecium sonneborni
Lineage: Eukaryota; Ciliophora; Oligohymenophorea; Peniculida; Parameciidae
Source: the annotation of a GenBank genome assembly
AUGUUAUUUAUAUUAUUCAUAAUCUAAUCAAUAAAUGCUUAGAAAUGUGAGACAACUGAUCAAUUUUAUAAUCCAUUAUCAUCAAAAUGUGAAACAUGCCCAACAGGAACAGGCUUAAUAAAUAAUUAAGUAAAAUUGAAAAUUUGAAUUAUAUUUAUUAGUGUAUUUGUGAUUCUACAAUAAAUGGAGUACCUAUAAAUUAAGUUUGUGCAGCAGAAACUAAUUUAUGUAUAUCUGAUACAGGAUCUUGGUAAAGUUCAGCUUGUUAGUGUUCUGGUCAUGCAAUUUCUCUACCAACUAAUAUUUGCUAAUAAUGUCCUAAUAAUUUGAUUAAUGUAUAAGGGAAAUGUUCUUGUUCAGGAUCUACAACAUCUAGUGAUAAUUAUUGUGUUACUUAAUAUUUGAAUGUUUUUUAGGAUGAUAUUGCUUAAAUCAUAGGACCAAAAGCAUAUGAUGGAUGCAUUAUAUAUAAUGAUAUGGUCUCCUGUUAAUAAUUAGCAAAUUUAUUCAUUUUAAAAAGAUCAACAUUAAGCACAGAAAGGGAUUUCAAUUAUUUAUACAAUGCAGUUUUAACAUCAUAAAAUAAAAAAAAUAUGCCAAAAAUUAUUCAUGAAGUUUCAACCACUGUUACAUCAGUAACUUUAAUUGAGGAUACUCCUCUUCAAAUGUAAGUUAAUUUCAAAGAAGACAGAACUAGCAGUCUUAACAAACUCUAAUUUUAUGUUAUUGAAUACUAUAUCGAUGGAAGUGUAAGCGAAUUAAAACCUCUUCAAAAUUAAUUCUAAUUAUGCAGUUCCAGUUAUGGUGAUACUGAUUUAGCCUCUCAUUUUGGAGUUUCUUACAGAAAUGAGUAAAAUUAUAUAUAUUAUCUUAAGUUGUAACUUAGAUUUUACAAAGUAUUUAGAAAAUAACUAUAAAACAGUAUUUUAUUCAAUUUGGAUAAAAGAUAUUGAUGGAAGUUUCAUCUAGAUCCCUAUUAAAAUUGCAGGUUAUGAUGGAAAUGGAAGUGGAGAAGCUGAAACUGAUUAUGGAUAUGCCAAUACUAAAUUUUUAUGGAGAUUUUUUAUGGUUGAUAAUUUGAAAAGCCCAUCAGAAAUCAUUUAUGCAUAAACUAUCAGAUUAAUUAGUUAUUUGUCUACAAAAGAAGAGGAUAAAACAUUUCUACCAUAUUUUUAUGUAAUUUAUAGCGAUCCUAUUACAAUCACAAAUAUUUAAACUGAAAAAUAUUAUCCUGUUUUUUAUCGUCAUAAUUACUAUUAAGCUUAAACAAGUUUUUACACUGUUGCCACAGCCCUUUUAAUUGUUGCACAUGUAUUAAUAAUAAUAAUAUGGUUUAUCCGAAUAUAUAUAUGGAGCAAGAGAAAUCCUUCUUAUACAGGUUAAAAUGAUUGGUGUAUGUAUUUAACAAUUAAAUCUUUUUAUGUUUUAUUAGAUACUUGGGCAGAAGUAAUUUUUUAUUAUUUGGCAAUUUUUACAGGAUAUUUGUUUUGUUUUUAUAAAUUUCAACAAACUAUUUAUAUAUUGAUGCCUCCACUUUCAGAUUAUGAGAACAAUUAUAGACCUUUUGAAAUAUUAUUUUUUAUGAUGUUUGCAUGUAGAUUGAUAUCAAUGUUUAAUUUAAUUUUAAGAUAAGCUGAUGUUCAAGUGUUCUUUGUAGAUUGGGAAAAAUCUGAAGUAUUGAGACCAAGAGAAUUAGCAGAUAAAUUAGAUAAUAAUGUAUUAAAAAUGGUGGAAUCAGCAUAAACAAAAUAAAGUGCUUGGAGAAUGAUUUUAAUAGCAAAUGAAUUUAAUGAACUAUAAGUAUAUAGAAUAGUAAGUGUUGAAUGGACUUUAUUAUUUGUGGGAUUCUUUUUGGAAGGAUUGAAAUGGAUAAAUUUAGAUUAAGAACAACCAAAUUUAAAAUUGGAAAGAAUAAUACCAAAGAAUUAUGUUAUUUAAUAUUUUUUAUGUGCAUUCCUCUAUAUGACAAUUGGUUUAGCUUAAAUUAGUAUAAAAUAAUAAAAUAUAUAUAGUUAUAUAAAAACUGUUUGAUAUAUGGUUUCCAAUAUUAGUAGAAGAUUUUGUUGAUUUGUGUGCAAUAUCAAAUGUAUCAAUAUUAAUAUUGGAUGAUGUUUUACAUGGAUAUUAUAUUCAUGGUGAGAAUCCAGUUGGUUAUGCUGAAGGUUCAAGUGAACAUUUAGCAAAUUGUUUACAUUAUGAAGCAUUAGGUAAAGGAAAAAAGAGAGGAUUUAUUUAAGAAUCUUCAUAAUAACAUUAAGAUGAUGUAGAUCUUUAAACCUUUGAAUUAUUUUUACCUAUGAGAUUUAGAGAUGCUUAUGAAAAAGUUUAUAAUUAAGAACUCAAAUAAAAAACUGAUAAUGCUUAAUAUUAAAAUUACAAUGAAAUGUAAUUUUAGUAUUAUUAUUUUUAGUCGAAUUUUAAGAUAAGGUGUUCCUGAUGGUUUAGAUAUGGCUUUAGUUUAAACUAUUAAAGAUACAUUCUCUUUUUAUUUAAAGGAUGUUUUAACUUAAGUAUUUUAUAUUUAGAUUUUUAGGUCAGAACAAACUUUUCUAAGUGUGUUAGAGAUAAACUACCUGUUUAAAGAUUUUUUGAUUAUCCACCUGCAGAUUUAGAAGAAAAUUAUUUCAAAGAUUAAAGUAUGCCAGUUUUCUUUAGAGAUCCAGAUUAAUCAUUUAAAACUAUGUUCUUUUGUGGACAUGAAUAUUUCUUCUUAAUUACAGAUACUAUGAUCUUUAACUUUUGGAUGAUUCUAACUGAUAAUACAUACCUUUCAUUGAUGUUAACAUAUUUAAUUUCUGCUGGAAUAUUUAAUUUCCGUUAAUGGGUAGGUGAACGUAAUUUAGCUGAUCAAUCUAAAAUUGAUUCAAGAUUUUUAAUAUGA